Molecule: messenger RNA, 1587 nt
Organism: Urocitellus parryii (Arctic ground squirrel)
Lineage: Eukaryota; Metazoa; Chordata; Mammalia; Rodentia; Sciuridae
Gene: Syt6
Product: synaptotagmin 6
Biological process (GO): calcium-ion regulated exocytosis
Cellular component (GO): plasma membrane; exocytic vesicle
Molecular function (GO): phosphatidylserine binding; SNARE binding; calcium ion binding
Source: RefSeq, a predicted model, not a curated record
AUGAGCGGGGUGUGGGGGGCCGGAGGGCCUCGGUGCCAGGCGGCGCUCGCGGUCCUGGCCUCACUGUGCCGGGCCCGGCCGCCUCCUCUUGGGCUGGACGUAGAGACUUGUCGGAGCUUCGAACUGCAGCCCCCAGAGAGGAGUCCGAGCGCUGCCGACGCAGGCACCUCUGUCAGCCUCCUGGCCUUGGUAGUUAUUGUGUGUGGYGUGGCCCUGGUGGCAGUUUUUCUCUUUCUCUUUUGGAAGCUGUGCUGGAUGCCCUGGAGGAACAAGGAGGCCUCCAGUCCCUCUGCUGCUAACCCUCCUUUGGAGGCCCUCCAGAGUCCCARCUCCAGAGGCAACAUGGCGGACAAGCUGAAGGACCCCAGCACCCUGGGCUUCCUGGAGGCCGCCGUGAAGAUCAGCCACACGUCKCCAGAUAUCCCGGCGGAGGUACAAAUGUCAGUUAAGGAGCACAUCAUGCGUCACACCCGGCUGCAGCGACAGACCACAGAGCCAGCAUCAUCCACCAGGCACACGUCCUUCAAGCGCCACCUGCCACGGCAGAUGCAYGUCUCCAGCGUAGACUAUGGCAAUGAGCUGCCACCUGCGGCGGAACAGCCCACCAGCAUCGGCCGCAUCAAGCCUGAGCUCUACAAGCAGAAGUCAGUGGACGGCGACGAAGCCAAGUCCGAGGCUGCCAAGAGCUGUGGGAAGAUCAACUUUAGCCUACGCUACGACUAYGAGAGUGAGACCCUGAUCGUGCGCAUCCUGAAGGCCUUUGACCUCCCUGCCAAGGACUUUUGUGGAAGCUCUGACCCUUAUGUCAAGAUCUACCUCCUGCCUGACCGUAAAUGCAAGCUGCAGACCCGGGUGCACCGCAAGACCCUGAACCCCACCUUUGAUGAGAACUUCCACUUCCCUGUCCCCUAUGAGGAGCUGGCUGACCGUAAGCUGCAUCUCAGUGUCUUUGACUUUGACCGCUUUUCCCGCCAUGACAUGAUUGGGGAGGUCAUCCUGGACAACCUCUUUGAGGCCUCYGACCUGUCCCGGGAAACCUCCAUCUGGAAGGACAUCCAGUAUGCCACCAGUGAAAGCGUGGACUUGGGAGAGAUCAUGUUCUCCCUCUGCUACCUGCCCACGGCUGGCAGGCUAACCCUCACGGUGAUCAAAUGUCGCAACCUCAAGGCGAUGGACAUCACAGGCUAUUCAGAUCCCUACGUCAAAGUGUCCCUGCUUUGUGAUGGGAGGAGGCUGAAGAAGAAGAAAACAACCAUAAAGAAGAACACUCUCAAUCCUGUCUACAAUGAGGCCAUCAUCUUUGACAUUCCCCCAGAAAACAUGGAUCAAGUCAGCCUGCUCAUCUCAGUGAUGGAUUACGAUCGAGUGGGUCACAAUGAGAUCAUAGGAGUCUGUCGUGUGGGGAUCAAUGCUGAAGGUCUGGGCAGGGACCACUGGAACGAGAUGCUGGCCUACCCACGGAAGCCCAUCGCACACUGGCACUCCUUGGUGGAAGUAAAGAAAUCCUUCAAAGAGUGGCAGGGCAGAGCUGCCAGCUUCGACAGCGAGAGCUCAUGCCCGUCUCCAAAACCACCUCCGACGCCAUGA